AGUAGUAAAAGGAGAAUGUCCACGUGAGAGGAAACUUUAGAACUCAGUUACUCAGUUACCUCUUGUAGUAUUCAUAAUUAUAGUGCUUUUGUUUUAUUACUGUAUUAUACUGCUAGAUUUCCCGAGUCUAAUUUAUAAGGAUUUAGUAUGUGAAUGAAAGAGACUUUAUAAAGUUGCUUUUCUUAAAAAUAUAUUAUAAUACCAAAGUGAAUUGUGAAAUUAGAAUGUUGAGGUAAUUUUCUCACUUGUUAAUAACUCUUUGUUUAGAUGUGGAGGUGGGGUGAUAGUAUAUGAGUACAUACCACCCAGAGUUGAAGAUUCCCUGUGGUAAUUCCUACCUACUUUAUGAAAGAAUUAUAGUUGUCUCUUUUUGAUUUUUAAAUGAGCUUUGGUUUAUACUUAUGUUUAUUUAAAACAAUGUUAAUAAUUGAGAUGAUUCCAGAGUGUAGGUUUCUGUUUGGUACUUCACACUUACAUCUCCAUCAGCAUGAAGAACAUUUCCAUCUCAAUGUCCUAUUAGUACAUCCAAGAAGAACUUGACAUCUCUUGCCUAAAAUAAGCAUUUAUAGCUGACCUUCCUGGUUCCAGUAAUGUCAGGACCCUCUCCCAGUUAGCAAAGAUAUACCUUUGAAAUGUCUCUUUAGCCAUCCCCUCCUUUCCAUGGCCUUUAGCUAUCACUAUUAACAUAUUCUUUCAACUGUUGAUAAUGAUAGUUAUUAUUUAUCAGAGCUUUUUAUGUUCUUAGCAAUAUGCAUACAUUGUAUCAGUAAGCAUAUAUUAUCUUACUAAUCCUCCUUUUAGUGUUCUGAGAGAGUUCCUUUUGCAAAUGAAGGAAUUGAGGGCUAUUGAGGAUAAGAAAUUGGCCCAAAGACACCCAUCUCCUAUCUUUUUCAGGAAGGAUCCUGCUUAUUUUUAUGGAUAUGUGUAUUUCCGACAAGUUCGAGAUAAAACUCUAAAAAGAGGCUACUUUCAGAAGUCUUUGGUUUUGAUCAGCAAACUACCUUAUAUUCAUUUUUUUCACACUGUGCUCAAACAGAUAGCACCAGAGUAUUUUGAAAAGAAUGAACCUUAUCUGGAAGCAGCUUGUAAUGAUGUUGAUCGAUGGCCUGCCCCAGUGCCAGGGAAAACGUUACACCUACCUAUUAUGGGGGUAGUAAUGAAGGUGCGGAUUCCCACAUGUCAUGACAAGCCUGGGACAACUCAAAUAGUGCAGUUAACUCAGCAGGGAGACACACUUGUAUCUGUUAUUUUACCUACUGUUCAUGAGGUGGAUCUUUUCAGGUGCUUCUGCCCCGUCUUUCUCCACAGUCAGAUGCUUUGGGAGCUGGUGCUGCUGGGUGAGCCCCUCGUGGUCAUGGCACCGUCACCGUCGGAGUCCUCAGAGACUGUAUUGGCACUUGUUAACUGUAUUUCUCCAUUAAAGUACUUCAGUGACUUCCGACCUUAUUUCACUAUUCAUGAUAGUGAAUUCAAAGAAUAUACCACCCGGACUCAAGCCCCGCCCUCAGUCAUAUUAGGAGUAACCAACCCUUUUUUUGCGAAAACUCUUCAGCACUGGCCACACAUUGUUCGAAUAGGAGACCUUAAACCUGCAGGUGAAAUUCCUAAGCAGGUUAAAGUGAAAAAAUUGAAGAACCUGAAGACUCUGGAUUCCAAACCUGGAGUUUAUACUUCUUAUAAGCCAUAUCUAAAUAGAGAUGAAGAGAUCAUAAAACAAUUACAGAAGGGUGUACAACAGAAACGUCCUUCUGAGGCUCAAAGUGUUAUUCUCCGCCGCUAUUUUUUGGAACUGACCCAAAGCUUCAUCAUUCCAUUAGAAAGAUAUGUGGCAAGCUUGAUGCCUUUGCAGAAAAGUAUUUCUCCAUGGAAGAGUCCACCCCAAUUAAGACAGUUCCUUCCAGAAGAAUUCAUGAAAACACUGGAGAAAACAGGACCUCAGCUGACGUCUAGAAUAAAAGGCGAUUGGAUUGGACUUUACCGGCAUUUUCUAAAAUCUCCAAAUUUUGAUGGUUGGUUCAAGACCCGGCGGAAGGAAAUGACCCAGAAAUUGGAAGCACUCCAUCUUGAAGCUCUUUGUGAAGAGGACUUACUUCUCUGGACCCAGAAACACACAGAAGUGGAAACAGUAGACCUUGUAUUGAAGCUGAAAAAUAAGCUGUUGCAGGCUGAUCGAGAGCGUUUACCCGUGAAACCUGACACUAUGGAAAAGUUACGGACACACAUAGAUGCAAUUAUCUUAGCGUUGCCCGAGGAUCUACAAGGCAUACUGCUCAAAACGGGCACGACAUGAUAUUUGCCAGGAUUUUCCAGUCAAAAAGGAUGGUGGUGCACCAUGAAGCAUACUGACAUUUCAACCAGACGCACAAGAUCUCUCAGAGUGGAAAAUAGCUGUGAAUGCUAGCUACAAGGCGGAAAAGACUAUACUGUAUAAACAGACCUUUUAGUGCAUUAUUUUUAAAAAUGGGUAUCUGUGGUGGUUCCACUUUAAUACUAAAACACCGAAAGACAUUUCUAUAUUUUUAAUCAUGUUCUAAAGUGCUCUUAUGAGAGACCUGUGGGGCCAUCAGUAUAAGUGAUUCCAAACUGCAGUGCUGGCAUUGCAGAUAUUUUUUUAAAUUGGUGCUGCUUUGCCCAAUCAUGUUGAAACUCAGGGGGAUAUAAAAAUAACAUUCACACUGGCUGUCUUCUUAAGAAGAAGGAAAAGACUGAACUGUCAGACUGUAGUUAGAAGUAAUUAAUGCUUUUGUAGUGCCUUCUGUUGUCCUACAUGUUUCACAAAGCCCAGCUGCUAGUCUUAAAGCUUUUCCUUAACGUGAUUAUGAUAUGUAAGUUUUUAUAAGGCAUUCUUUUGAGUAAUCAUUGCUUAAACAUAUGUUUUUUUGCUUCCCAUUAUGUUUACUGCUAGUGGCAUUGGUGUUUUUUUUCCAAUUGUCAUAUAGGUUUCAUUUCAUUCUUUUCUAUGCCAUCUUCAGAUGUAAUCUUAUCAGUGUCUCCAAAGGGAAGAGGGCAUCUAGUAUUAAUUAUGGAAGAGUUUAUUUCCUCUUACCUUUUACUAAUUAGGCCUGUUUACAUUAAUUGGCCUGGCUGUUUUUCAAAGACAUUCUAAUUGUAAACUCAUAAGCUAUUUUUUAAACUGAACUAUCCUUAUUUAAAAGGCAUUCAUAAACCUUUUAUGUGAUAGAUAGUCCUUUGAAUGAUUAUAAGAUUGAUUCAUCUAGCAUUAUUUGUUUGGUAGGGUUUUUCCCCCCAAAUUAAUAUUUCUCAGAACACUUUCCCUGUGGUUGUUUGACAUGGGAACUUUUGACUGAAUCACUGUUAUAGCUAUUUUUGUUGUUUUUGUUUCUGUUUUAUUUUGUUUACACUAUACUACCUUGCCAAAACUAGAAGAUUGUGGUUUGGUAGAAUAAGGUUGUUUCCUUGGUGUUUGAAUAGGAGUGUCCUGAAGAAGCCACUAUUUAAAAUAGGCACACAUGACAUAGCACAUAUGUAAAUAGCUGUGUCUUGAAUUACCCUCUACAUAACCAAAUUUAGUUGUAUGUGUUUGUAAAAGAAAUGGCUUCAGGAGCUAUCUCUUACUCUUUGUUAAUAUAAUUCCUAAGGGCACUCCAGACAUAAGAAAGGGUCCUUGGUGUUUGUAACUGUGGUCUUCUACCCAAAUGUGCCCUUUCCUUAUGGAUAUAGUCUCUUGAAGCAUACCUCAAAGUCAUAGAGAGAAUGUGGCAUUUGAAGUAAAUCAUAUGCCUUGGAUCAUGAGUUAUUUUGUGAAACAACAGUUGUCCCCACGGAAAAUGGGCGACUGCUUUUAUAUGCUGAACUAUUUCAUAUCUUCCUGGGAAACUUUGUUUAGGUAUAAGUGGUCAUCUUAUUAUUUUUCAAAAAGGUGUAUUUUAAUAAUCUUACAAUUUAUAUGCAGUUGUGACCAGAGUUUGAAAGUUGUUGGUGUCAUAUCAAGGAUCUUUUCAGUUAUACCACUGCAGGAUGUAUCAUUUCAAGUUUAUUUUGCACAGCUAAAGAGUAGCAAAGGAUGCCAGUUAGCAUAACAAUAGUAUCUUCAUAUUUACUGUAUUUAACUAAAAUCUAACACAUGUUGAAAACCGUAUCAUAGCCUGGUUUAUCUAUUAAUUUCAAAUUACGCACUUGUAAAAAUAACUUAAAAUUUCAUUGGGAACCUGAAAAAGACUGGUAACUUAAUUUUUUGUGUGAUUUUCAGAAUUGUCUUUUUUUUUUUUUUUAAGAGACAUUGUUAAGAUCUAAAACCUGCCAUUUAAUGUUUAUCUUCACCAGCAUCAAAAGGAAUCACUGCUUUCAGGGUGUUUUGUAAUGCCUAGUGCCUUCUGUUUUCAGUGAGAAAGAGGUUUUGUGAAGGCAUUUAUGGUCAUUACUGAAAACUGAAUUAAAGGCCUUGGAUUUUAAAGCC
This is a messenger RNA of Vicugna pacos (alpaca), 4417 nucleotides long. NCBI's taxonomy places the organism in Eukaryota, Metazoa, Chordata, Mammalia, Artiodactyla, Camelidae. The record is from RefSeq and is a predicted model, not a curated record.